AUGCCGACUUAUUGCAAAUAUUGUCAUGAGUCCGGACAUUUUGCUUCUGAAUGUAACAAGUCUCCUAGUGGCAAGCGAGUUCGUUUUGCUUGCCUGAAAUCUGGACAUAUUCGUGCCAAUUGUCCCGAAAAAAUCAAGUCCUUCAAGAAACGCAGACGUCAUUCUGUACCAUCGGAUACUCGUCUUUCAUCUGUUGCAGAAAGUUCUGCUGUUGUUCUUUCUCCUCCAUUGGAGGAUUUGGCCAAUCCACCCACUAUUCAGUCGUGCGAGACCACUGAGAUGUCCUCUCAACUGCCCAAAGUCGAUAUUGAUGUUGUUAAUCCUAAUUUGCCCCAGUCUGCAGAAGCUGAAGCCUGCUCUGACUCUUACAGUCUUCCUUCUCAGCCCGCUAAUCCUCUGUCAACAGACAACUACGUUGCACAGGCUCAAUUUGAGAUUCUUACUUUGGAGACCAUUCGGUCUGACUCUCCUAUGUACUCCUUUCCUCCUCAAGAAGAGUCUAUGGAGUGUGAUAAUGAUGAAGUUGCUAAUACCACUUUACCUGUUAUUAAUCAAUCGGCCUGCUCUUCUAAUACAUCUAAGUAUGCCUCUCGCCCCAAACGCAAUGCCAAACCUCCUCUGCGUUAUGAGAAUGAUUCUCGUUAUCAUUAA
Molecule: messenger RNA, 651 nt
Organism: Rhizopus microsporus ATCC 52813
Lineage: Eukaryota; Fungi; Mucoromycota; Mucoromycetes; Mucorales; Rhizopodaceae
Exons: 1
Coding region: 1-651 (216 amino acids)
Molecular function (GO): zinc ion binding; nucleic acid binding
Source: RefSeq, a predicted model, not a curated record